AUGGCCUGCCCCGUCAACCACCCCGCUUUCCACGCUUUUGUGUUCCUCAUCGGCGUCCUGAUCAUGUUUGGAAAGUACGUCAAGGCGUAA
This is a messenger RNA of Mycosarcoma maydis (corn smut), 90 nucleotides long. RefSeq lists its product as uncharacterized. Lineage: Eukaryota; Fungi; Basidiomycota; Ustilaginomycetes; Ustilaginales. Bases 1 to 90 code for a protein of 29 amino acids. The transcript has a single exon. The record is from RefSeq and is a predicted model, not a curated record.